AUGGCGCCUGCUGAUGAGCAGCAGGGAAGGGAUGCGGCCUUUUGGGCACCAGGGACAGUGACGCUGGAAGACCUUCACCCAGCAAGAGAGCAAUUGGUUCUCUUUCCUACUCCCUCCUCUGACCCGAACGACCCUCUCAACUGGUCUACUGCUCGGAAGGCCCUCAAUUUUACCUUGGUCAGCUUCUACGUCCUUUGGACCUUUGUCCAGCUUGACAUCGGCUUUACGGCAUGGGGUCUUAUGGAGAGAGAUCUCGGCUUUACGUUCGAUAAUUUGAGUAUGGGAGCCGGGAUCAACUAUGCCGGCCUUGCUGUGGGCUGCAUAUUCUUCAUUCCUCUGGUGCACAAAUAUGGUCGGCGGCCGAUUUACCUCAUUAGCGUUGCUCUUCAGUUGGCGUCUUGCAUUUGGCAGGCCAAGGUCUAUACUUUUGGUGAUCUCAUUGGAAGCAAUUUGAUAUCUGGGCUUGGAGGCGCGAUCAGCGAGAUCAUUGCUCAGAUUACUAUAGCGGACAUGUUUUUCGUACAUCAACACGCCACUAUGAAUGGCUGGUAUGUCAUCUUCCAGAGCACUGGUGCUUUUCUCGGCCCCGUCGUCUCUGGGUACAUUACCGUCUCGCAGGGUUGGAGGUGGAUGUGGUGGUGGUGUGUCAUCUUCUUCAGCGUGACACUACUCUGCGUGGUCUUUCUCUUUGAGGAAUCGAAAUACAUACCGCCUAUCCGGGGCCAUGAUAUUACACCUACGCCUGUCUCACAGAAUUCAAAUUCAACGGGUGGAAAGUCCAAGGCUGAAAAUAAGGAUCGGACCAACAGAGCGGCCGUGGCGAAUCGAGUCGCGCAAUCCGAUAUCAAGCUGAAGACAUAUCGCCAACGAAUGGCCCUCGUCACCACCACUAACGAGUCGAUUUGGCAGCAUGUUUAUCAGCCAUUUAUAAUGCUUCUGACUUUUCCAGCAGUUACAUACUGUGCCAUCACCUAUGGCACAACGUUGUGUUGGUUUGCGGUCAUGACCUCACUGCAAGCAUCGUACAUGAUCUACGCGCCGUACAAUUUUUCUGCGAUCGGCAUCGGCAUGAUGAACCUUCCACCUUUCGUCGGUGCUCUUCUAGGUUUCCCAUUUGGUGGAUAUAUCUGCGACAAAUUUAUUAUAUGGCUCUCGAAGAGAAACGGCGGUAUCUAUGAACCGGAGAUGCGUCUUUGGCUGUCCCUUCCUGUUGCCAUCAUAAGUCCGGCCGGGAUAUUGAUGUUCGGCAUAGGUAUUGCUCAUGGUGUUAGCUGGGGUCUUUUGGCCGUUGGUUUCGGCUUCUUUGGGUUUGCAUUAGCUUCGGUCGGCGCUAUCUCGCUAUCUUACCUCAUGGACUGCUAUCAGGAUAUUAUUGGCGAUGCACUGGUUGGAGUUGUCUUCAUGCGAAACAUUUUGUCUGUCAUUGUCCUCCUUGUCUUGACUCCAUGGGUCGAAGGCAUGGGCCUGCAGAACCUCCAUAUUCUCAUUGCGCUCAUUAAUUUUGUUAUUUUAUUGCUUCCAGUGCCUUUACUCAUUUGGGGCAAAAGGGCAAGAGUCGCUACUGCGACGAGGUACAAGAAGAUGGCACAGAAACAGCUUAGCCAUCGUACUAUCUGA
Messenger RNA from Penicillium riverlandense, 1617 nucleotides. Its product is annotated as Major facilitator superfamily domain general substrate transporter. NCBI's taxonomy places the organism in Eukaryota, Fungi, Ascomycota, Eurotiomycetes, Eurotiales, Aspergillaceae. Gene Ontology annotation, molecular function: transmembrane transporter activity. Gene Ontology annotation, biological process: transmembrane transport. The coding region runs from base 1 to 1617 and encodes 538 amino acids. The transcript has 4 exons. The record is from RefSeq and is a predicted model, not a curated record.